Hipposideros armiger (great roundleaf bat) is the source of this 5964-nucleotide messenger RNA. RefSeq names its product peroxisome proliferator activated receptor alpha (gene PPARA). Gene Ontology annotation, biological process: positive regulation of transcription by RNA polymerase II; negative regulation of transcription by RNA polymerase II; negative regulation of cholesterol storage. Gene Ontology annotation, molecular function: zinc ion binding; nuclear receptor activity; DNA-binding transcription repressor activity, RNA polymerase II-specific. NCBI's taxonomy places the organism in Eukaryota, Metazoa, Chordata, Mammalia, Chiroptera, Hipposideridae. The record is from RefSeq and is a predicted model, not a curated record. Gene Ontology annotation, cellular component: nucleus.
UGGCUGGAGCGGAGGGACGUCGGGCCCAGGGGCCGCCCCCUGCUCCGCCUCCCUCCCAGCACGGGGGCCUGCCCCGAGCCCCGGCGUCCGCGGCGGUAGCUGGGGGCUGCGCCGAGGUCGAGGCCGGGACCUCAGCGACACGGGUCCUCCGGUGGUUUCCCGGGAGGGAAGGCCCACCAGGCGGGACGUGGGGCGCGCCCUCCCCUCAGCGCGGUCGAGUUUGGGCGUCACCGGCGGGGGAGCGUUUCUCGAGAUUCCCGGGGUUCCCCGAAGCUAGGUAGCCCGAGGCCCCAACAGACUGACAGACCGACCCUCAGGGCCGCGCGCCCGGCGGCUACGGUCCGACGGGAGAAGCUCACUGGCGGGUGGUGGAGAGAGCUGGGGAGAAUCCAGAGGACAGAGACAUCGUAAUCAUUUCCUCCUUUACCUUCUCACUGCCAAGGCCACAGUUAAAGGCCCUGCCUCCUCUGCGAAGUAACAGUUUGCGGCGAGACGCGCGCGGAACCAACACGCUGUCCUUACAGUAGGUGGUGCUCCAUCGUGACACCCGCACCAUCAAAUCAAGAUGGUGGACACAGAAAGCCUGAUUUGCCCUCUCUCCCCGCUCGAAGCUGAUGAUCUGGAAAGCCCGUUAUCUGAAGAAUUCCUACAAGAAAUGGGAACCAUCCAAGAGAUUUCUCAGUCGAUUGGUGAGGACAGCUCCGGAAGCUUUAGUUUUACAGAAUACCAGUAUUUAGGAAGUGGUCCCGGAUCAGAUGGAUCCGUCAUUACAGACACCCUUUCACCAGCUUCGAGUCCCUCAUCAGUCACUUAUCCUGUGGUUUCUGGAAGCGCCGAUGAGUCUUCCAGUGCAGCGUUGAACAUCGAAUGCAGGAUCUGUGGGGACAAAGCCUCUGGCUACCAUUACGGGGUUCACGCGUGUGAAGGCUGCAAGGGCUUCUUCCGGCGAACUAUUCGACUAAAGCUGGUCUAUGACAAAUGUGACCGUAGCUGCAAGAUUCAAAAAAAGAAUCGAAAUAAGUGCCAAUAUUGUCGUUUUCACAAGUGCCUUUCGGUUGGCAUGUCCCAUAACGCCUUUUGUCAUCCAUGACAUGGAGACACUGUGUAUGGCUGAGAAGACACUAGUGGCCAAGCUGGUGGCCAACGGCAUCCAAAACAAGGAGGCGGAAGUCCGCAUCUUCCACUGCUGCCAGUGCACAUCUGUAGAGACCGUCACGGAGCUCACGGAAUUCGCCAAGUCCAUCCCUGGCUUUGCAAACUUGGACUUGAAUGAUCAAGUCACUUUGCUGAAAUACGGAGUUUAUGAGGCCAUAUUUGCAAUGCUGUCUUCUGUGAUGAAUAAAGACGGAAUGCUGGUAGCAUAUGGAAAUGGUUUCAUAACUCGUGAAUUCCUAAAAAGCCUAAGAAAACCGUUUUGUGAUAUCAUGGAGCCUAAAUUUGAUUUCGCAAUGAAGUUCAAUGCCCUGGAACUGGACGACAGUGAUAUUUCCCUUUUUGUGGCUGCUAUAAUUUGCUGCGGAGAUCGCCCCGGCCUUCUGAACGUCGGACACAUUGAAAAAAUGCAGGAGGGGAUCGUGCACGUGCUCAGACUUCACCUGCAGAGUAACCACCCGGACGACAUCUUUCUCUUCCCCAAACUUCUUCAGAAAAUGGCAGACCUCCGGCAGCUCGUCACCGAGCAUGCGCAGCUGGUGCAGAUCAUCAAAAAGACGGAGUCGGACGCCGCGCUGCACCCGCUGCUGCAAGAAAUCUACAGGGAUAUGUACUGAUUCGUGGUAAAUGCGCAAGAAAGGAGGAACGUCUCAGGAGUUUUAAAGUUGACAGCACUACAAAUGAGAAGUGGGAGCACGGUUACUUUGCACAGGUGGCCACCGUCCUAACCCUCGAGACCGGUAAGUGUAAGCUCCGGGUGGUCACCAGAACCCGGCUCCACACGUCCUUCCUCUUCUAACCAGUACUUCUAAGAGCGUGCAAAGUGUGGACAUGCCGGCGAUACGAGGCUGAGUCAGGACUUGAAAACUAAGGAGAAUGAUGUUCAGUGGCCUGAUUUGAACCUGCCCGGGGUGAAUCAAUGCAGAUUUCUUUAAAGCACGUUAGCAACUCACCGCUGAAUGAACUGGUGCCCUCGGAACACGUGGCCUGCCUUCCCCCGGGUACCACCGGUGACUGUUGUGCUCCUUUAUAAUUUUGGAAACUAAUCAGCACUUUUUAACGUUUAUAAUCCUGUAACCCUAGAGGUAUCCAAAGGUUAGGUAUUUAAAAAGCAGCAAAAUAUUUAUUCGGAAGACUUCAGUUCUGUUUCCUGAGCUUGAAGACAGACGACACGCUGUUUUUAAUCAUAGGAUUUAGAAUUUCAAAGAAUUAUUUGAUAAGCUAUCGCAAUGCAGCCAUUGUUUUGUUUUCAGUUCAGUUUUCAUGGUUGUGACUAAUACGUGGAGAAAAGCCUGUUUCCAGGUUUGUGUAGAAGGUCCCAGAAAACUGCGUCUCAGGACCCGCUCUGGGCUGGAUCACAGGCCUGUGUUAAGCUGAUAUCUGUGGGGAGCAGGAUCAUGACAAACUCUGAAAGGACCUCGUCACCCCAGUCCUCUCACCUGUUUCCUCUCAAAUCUGAACCAACCCAGUGUGGCUGUUUGGGGGCCACCGUAGUGUUUUCAGGGGCAAACUGACAAAUGAUUUGUAAAUGUCCCUCUGGCCCUGUGUGUCAAGGCAGCUCCAUGGUCUUUCCCUGUGUUGCUUUUUAAAAUAUGCAGCUUUGUUCUUGUAACUCUUGGUGGUAGUAGCUGCCCCCUGGCGUGGAGAAGACGAGGCAAAUGUGACUUUAUAGUGGAGGUGGGGUGGGGGUGGGAGAUCACCUGGAGAUCAGCCGGAGUGAGGGGAGGGCGGAUUCCUAUCGGGGAGGUUUCCCUUAGUCUCAGGAUUCAUGGCAGGCUGGUGACGUUUACAAAGAUUGAAAGAGUUAAGUGUUCUUUUCCAACCACGUAUGUAAGGUGGUCUUUCCAACAUCUAGAAUAUUUGUUUCAGCCUUAAAGUCAACUUCUCAACCUCGGUUUACCUGUGAAAGGAUUGUCUAUUAUGGUUUUUAUCUAGAGCUUGUGGUCCCGGAAGCACUCCCUUUUUCUGGCCAUCAUAGUAGAUCCAUUGUCCAGUCGGAGAUUUUCAGCAGCCCCUCCACCCCAGCCAGACUGGGCUGUGCUGGCCAGUGCCAUCAACCACAGGGGUCACUGGACACCUCACUCCCGGCAUCUAUGAGGCUGUAUCCUUGACAACACCCCCCCCCCAUCUUUAGAAAAUCUGGCUCUAUAAGGUCAUAAUUAUUUGCUAUUAAAGAAGGAUUAGGAUCAAUAUUGAUAAAGUUCCCAAGAUCAAUGUUAAGAAAAUGCAACAGUACAAGGAACAAUAAAACCGUGAGACUUCAACUGGAAAAAAAGCAAAAGUUACAAUUGGACCAUCCUUUUAAAAAUUCCACAGUCAGUGUUUUUUUAAGAUCUAAUCAAAGGAUCCCUUGGAAGCAAAAGUAUUUCCACAUACGAAUGACACCAAUCAAGAGGUCUUCCUAAGUCAUAAAGGAGCUGAGCUUUGAGUCACAUGGAGCGCCCUUUUCAAGGUUCAUUCCUAGAAUGAGAACCCCUAGACUGCUGAGCUUGGAGGGUCCUGGUGUCCAAGGUCGCGGGGCUCGGGGCUAGAGUCCAGUGUCAGGUCUGUGCUGCCCCCAUUGAGUACUGGCCUCUUGCUCAGAUGCUUCCGGACCCGAGCUUUCAGAAAAGUCUUUCACUCUGUUUAGAUUUUCAUAAAACUGAUCUAAAGUAGAUUUCAUAUUUUCGGCCAUAGCAAUCAGGCUGACAGAAGACACAGGUUGUGUUUUAGCGGCCGUAGAGAGAGUUGGAUCUCUUGGGGGCCUGGCCAAACUACCAGCGAUGUCCCUGGUGAAGCCACAGAGGAGGACACAGGUGACCUCAGCUUGAAAAUCACUUGACAUUGUUCACUUUUAUUAUAGGAAGAAAAUCACAUGUUCCCAUUCAUUUUAAAUAACAGAGUCACUAUAGUUGCUACUCAGAAUAUUUUGGGUCAGCUAGUCAGAAAUUUCUCAGAGCAUCGAUAGUUAAACAUAGACAAGUUAUUCACCAGUUCAGUGUAGUGUAGCGUUUCAAACAGGGACUACUGAGGGAAAGCAUGUGUUGUUUGCUAGGUCUCAGUAGACAUCGGCACAGAGUACAAUGGAAACGUCAUCGUAUCAGGUUCUAGAAGCUUCCAGCUGCGAGCAUGGAGCCACCUCCUGGGGUGAACACUACCUUGACCCCGCUUCAGCAAGUCACUGCUUAAACCUGCUUCUUCAUGUUCUUUGCUUGUAAAAGCAAAAAGUGCCAAACUCUUCCGAGACAACAAAUUACCAAACAGCCUUGGUCCUGGUCUCGAGUGCUGAUGACAAUGACAAUGAAAGGACAUCCCGGGCUCAUCCGAGACGCACCUCCUCACUGUGCGACCAGCCCCGUGCUCGGAUCCAACCUGGUCCUGUCCACCUGCUCCUACAGCAUCUCUGCCUUCCACGUCUGGACAUUUCCAUGAAGCCCGAGGGCCGCACUGCAGGAAGCCUUUUCCAUGACAUUCAGUAUCGUCAAAAGCAGGAGGCUCCCACUUGCCCCCGAGAGUGGGAUUCAGGAACAGUGUGAAUAUCGUCGGAGCACCAGAUGGCUGCCUGAGACCUUUCUACAACUCUGAUGAGAUGGGUUCAGAGCGGCUUCCUAAGGUGGAUGUAAGCAGACAAAAGCAAUGAAGUGGAGGACAGACAAUCUCGGUGUUUCAGCACAUCCGAGAAUGGCUGCGAGAGCUGUCCCUGUUUUAAGGGGUUCUUGCUUUUCAUAGAAUGCAGCUUUCUACUUGUACCGAUGUGUGUCUUACCUGGGGCUGUCUAAAACACUAGGGGGCCUCGAGGAUUGCGUUGCCCACCCGGGGACAGCGCAGCAUCUGAAGACCUGAGCAGAAGCAGCGCAAGGCCCAAUUCAAAUCCCAUGUUUGAUGUAUGAUGAUAAGUAAACGAUUAAUUAGCAAGUACUGUUUCCCCAAACCUACAGCAUAACAGCUACCUCAUUAGAGAUAUCAAAAGGCACUGUCAAAAUUAAGGUACUCAGACCCCCGCGGACUUUUUGGUGCAUCUUUGGUCAGACCAUCUGUGAUGAGGGCUCAGAGGCUGCACGCUCACCUCUUGUCUGCACCCUGAGAAGUGGAAGCUUAUUUGACUUUUUAAAGGAACUCUUGUUGUUUAAAGGGCGCCUCAAAGAUACGCUUAUAGAAAAGUUACUACCCUGUUUAGCGAGACAGCUUGAGUGUGACCGGGUUUAGGAGAAUCAGUGGUGGCCAGGCCUGCAAGUGACCCACUGCACGAGGCCUCCCCUCCAGCUACGCCUGCUGGCCCGUUCAGGGGGAGAGCCUGUUGGGUGAGGGUGGAAGGAGGUACCCCCAUGCCAGCCUUGGUCAGAUCAGGACUUCCCAAGGCCUCGCUCAUCUUAGUCGCACCUGUGCCUCUGCUCGACUCCAGACGUUUCCUGCCUCGUGUUCCCUUUUCAAACCAUGGUGACACUGGGUGCAAUGGAUCUUAGCGGGCAGAUGCACGAUGUUUUUUGCUCUUGACCCAGUGAUCACACCUGUCUUUGGAAUGUCUUAGGAACUCCUGUCUAAAUAUGGGUCCAUUGUUUCAACCAAUGGCAUUUCCAGUUAAAACUGACUUGACCACUGGCCUGGCCUUUGAGACUUUAAGGGACCCAGGGAAAGCCAGCCACCUUCACAGUACCUCUUCAACCCAUGUGGCCUUUCAAACUGCAGAUCCCGCUAGGAAGACAUGUCAGGUGCUCCCCACCUACACCUGGGUCUUUACUGCUUUCAAAGCAGCAGCACUUGGGCCGGCCGAGUGGCUCAGUUGGUUAAGAGCUCACUCAAGAAUGCAAGCUCUGAGCAACAGGGCCGCUGGUU